Messenger RNA from Suncus etruscus (white-toothed pygmy shrew), 802 nucleotides. RefSeq names its product marginal zone B and B1 cell specific protein (gene MZB1). The transcript has 4 exons. Lineage: Eukaryota; Metazoa; Chordata; Mammalia; Eulipotyphla; Soricidae. The record is from RefSeq and is a predicted model, not a curated record. Gene Ontology annotation, biological process: regulation of B cell proliferation. The coding region runs from base 112 to 768 and encodes 218 amino acids. Gene Ontology annotation, cellular component: extracellular region; endoplasmic reticulum chaperone complex.
CCGUCCACCCCAGAACUGUUUAAAAAGAAAAAAAGCCCCACCAGAGGAGAUGUACACGUGGCACCUCUGGUAUCUGGGGGAAGAGUGAGAUAUUAGUUCCCCAUUGGUUGCAUGAGUUAUUGGGGUGGUCCCUCCACUGCACAGACAUAUAUGCACCCCCACCACAGUCCCCACUCUCUGAGCCAGCUCCUCUGGACCAUGAAGCUGAGUCUGGCACUGCUCCUGCUGUUGCUGAGAGUAGGGGCCAGUUCAGGGGACUUUGGGGACAGGCUCCCCCUCACAGCCAGUUCCCCGCAGCUGGAUGAGGAGGAGAAGUUCUCAGCUCACAUGCCCCCUCACUUGCGCUGCGAUGCCUGCAGGGCGGUGGCCUACCAGAUGUGGCAACACCUGGCAAAUGCGGAAGCCAAGCUGAAGACUCCGGAUGCCAGGGGCCGCCUGGAGCUGCGUGAGUCAGAAUACACAGACGUCCUGGACCAGAGCUGCUCACAGUCCUGGCAGGACUAUGGAGUUCGAGAAGUGAACCAGGUGAAACGACUCACAGGCCCAGGGCUUAACCAGGGCCCAGAGCAGAGAAUCAGCGUGAUAGUCAGCGGGGGGCUCUGGCCCAUCAGACUAUCCAGGACCUGCUUGCACUUCGUGGGCGAAUUUGGAGAAGAUCAGAUCUAUAACGCCUAUCAACAGGGCCAAGGGACUCUGGAAACGCUGCUGUGUGGCGGACCAAAGGGGGUCUGCUCUAAGGGGCUGCAGGCAACAAGGGAGGAUCUCUAGCUCCUGGAGACUGAAGGAUCAGCCCAAUCCACCU